Messenger RNA from Bemisia tabaci, 739 nucleotides. It is a transcript of the gene HINT1, whose product is annotated as histidine triad nucleotide binding protein 1. Gene Ontology annotation, molecular function: catalytic activity. The record is from RefSeq and is a predicted model, not a curated record. NCBI's taxonomy places the organism in Eukaryota, Metazoa, Arthropoda, Insecta, Hemiptera, Aleyrodidae.
ACAUUGUUUCAGUGUUUCUUAUCAAAUCAGUUCAUUGUCAUAUACAAUCAUUUGUGAUUUUGUGCCUCUUCGAUUCGAUUUUGGCCGGCGGCUCGCCGGUGAUGAUAUUUUUUUAUGAAUGAUCCGUCAUUGUAUUUCCCUCUUCAAAUCUAAAUCUUUAGAUUCCAGUAAGCUCAUAAAGUUUUGCCUGGCCAACCGUUUGGAGCCGCUCAGAUUCUCAGCCGUCAACAUGAGCGACGAGGUCGCGAAAGCUCAAGAAUCCAAACCAGGUGGUGAUACCAUUUUUGGAAAAAUCCUGAGGAAAGAAAUCCCAGCUACUUUCCUGUACGAAGAUGAUACUUGUGUUGCAUUCAAAGAUGUCAAUCCACAAGCUCCUGUUCACUUUUUAGUCAUACCGCGAAAACCAAUCGCCAUGUUGUCCGAUGCCACUGAUGAGGAUGAAAAGAUUCUCGGCCAUCUUCUCACCACAGCUCGUAAAGUUGCUAAAGAACAAAAUCUGGCGAACGGUUUCAGAGUUGUGAUAAACAAUGGCGUAGAUGGAGCCCAAUCUGUUUACCAUCUACAUGUUCAUGUCCUCGGUGGCCGUCAAUUAGGUUGGCCUCCUGAAUUUAACUCAUCUUCUGUUGUGAAGCGCUACUUCCACUUGUCCCUUGUGUGGCUCGUUUCUCGAUUUUUCUGGUACUUCCGUAGAUAGGUAGUUUUGUAAAUAAUACUUUAAAAUAAAUUUAAUUUAGGUGGA